CCGGGGUUCCCCUGGCAAGGUCGAUGCAUGUCCGUAUCACUGGCUGACCCGUUUCGAGGCUUCGCGAUCAACUUCUCUCACGCUGACAAGCCCGAUGAUCAUGAUAUAAUUGCCUACGAUGCUCGAAACAAGUUGACCGGGCUUUCCUUCCAAUCUGACAGCUCCCAUCCUCCCUAUGAUCCACACCAUCAUGCGGCAGCACCCCUGCUGCCUCAUCCCGCACCUCAGACCAAUGGAUAUCAUGACCCGCAGCCGACCUAUGUCUCUACGCAUCAAAUGCUACCCCCGCCGCACUAUGGCUAUGAGCUCACGCCGCCCCAAGAUACUGGGAAGCGGAAACGCUCCGGAUCUGACGGCGAAGAUAAUCGUCAUAUGGACCACACCUUUGGACCGCGAGAGCCCCUGCCAGCACUGGCUAUUGACAGCACGACCGUCACCGAACAAGAGAGCACAUUGUUUGCUGGCCACGCCGACGCUUCUACAUCGCUGGCACCCUCGGCGCAUGUAUAUGCACCGCCGAUUGCUCUCCCAGUUCCACAGCAGCAUCAUCACCACCGUCUUCCCGCCCAACUUUUAAGUGCUCAUGACACGUCGCCCACAACCUCCAGCGGUCCUCCAAGCGUAGUUGGCCAGCCGGGGAUGCCUGAUCCGGCGCCUCGACCUCGAGGCCCUAAGCUGAAAUUCACGCCCGAGGAGGAUGCGCUACUAGUGGACUUGAAAGAGGAAAAGAAUCUGACUUGGAAACAAAUUGCGGACUUUUUCCCUGGGCGAACGAGUGGUACAUUGCAGGUGAGGUACUGCACGAAACUCAAGGCGAAAGAUGUGGUCUGGACAGAUGAGAUGCUAUCACGACUUCAACGCGCACUGAGCGACUAUGAGCAUGACAAGUGGCGGAUCAUCGCUGGGAAGGUUGGCAAUGGAUUUACGCCAGCUGCGUGUCGAGAGCGCGCAGCGCAUUUCCAGCCAUAUGAGGCAAUCGAGGGCUUCCAGCAGGGUCAAGAAAUGCAGAGGGCUCAGGAUGCUCAAGAUGUCCAUACUCACGGGUCAAUUCAUAGUGGAGAUUCUCUAUGA
Penicillium daleae is the source of this 1071-nucleotide messenger RNA. RefSeq names its product SANT/Myb-like DNA-binding domain-containing protein. The transcript is spliced from 2 exons. The record is from RefSeq and is a predicted model, not a curated record. NCBI's taxonomy places the organism in Eukaryota, Fungi, Ascomycota, Eurotiomycetes, Eurotiales, Aspergillaceae. The annotation marks the transcript as partial.